AUGGGGAUUAAAGGGCUGUGGUCGGAGGUGCGACCCGUAUGCCGCCAAUCCCACCUGUCGAACUUUCGCGGCCAGCGUGUGGCGGUGGACAUGUACGUUUGGUUGCACCGCGGCAUUUUGGGUAGCGUUCAGUUGGGCACGAGCGCGGAUGCAGAGGCAUUCAUUGAGUCUGUGGAAGCGACACCCGACGCCGCGGAUGCGGUCGCUUCUGUGCGGCUCACCAACAAAUUUUUGCAGUUUGUGAUGGGCCGUGUGGAGCUGAUGUUGCGGUGUGGCAUCCACCCAGUUUUGGUCUUUGAUGGGGCUCCAAUCCCCAUGAAGCGGGGCACAGAAGAGGAGCGACAGCAGCUUAGGGCAGCGCGGCUGGCGGAGGCGGUGCAGCUGAUAAAGGAUGGCUCAGCAUCAAAUCCCUGCGCGAGGCAGGAGGCGGCACAGUUGUUGGAGAAGGGCGUGGACAUCACCACGGAGCUGGCGCACGCCGUGAUUCAGGUGCUGCAGGAGCGACGACUGGAGUGCAUUGUUGCCCCAUAUGAGGCGGAUGCGCAGCUGGCGUACUUGUGUAAGGAGGGAUACGUGCAGGCGGUUAUAUCGGAGGACAGUGACCUCAUCGCGUACCACUGCCCGUGUCUCAUCGCCAAGCUGGAUGGCCAUGGUAACUGUGAGGUGCUCGUUGCACAGGACCUGCCGCGGUGUCCUAGCUUUUACGGGCUGUCGUAUGAGUCCUUCCUGGUUGGCUGCAUCCUUAGCGGGUGCGACUACCUGCCGAGUCUGCGGCACAUUGGGGUGAAGAAGGCCUUUCGCCUGGUGGCCCAGGCUACCUCUGUCCCAAGCAUUAUGAGCACCCUGCAGGUGAAGUUUGGGUUUUCCAAGGAGGAGUUAGACGAAUACGGGGAGAAGCUACAACAGGCCUUCUACUGCUUUGCACACCACUUUGUAUUUGACCCUGUUCGCAAGGAAGUCAUGCACUUAACCCCAUUGCCACGCGGGAUUCCACUCAACACAAAUCUCCUCGGCAAGACGCUACAGAAAGACGUCGCCGAAAAGGUCUGUGCGGAAUGCCUCUACGAUCCCGUUACAAAGGCGUUGUACAGGGGCAGCUAUCAGUACUGCGUCCAAGAGUACUGGAGGCACGUGAGAGGAGGGCAAACCUCGCUGAAGGCGUAUAGCGGGUUUCAGGACAUGCAGUCCCCGCGUGUGACAAUCCUCUUGAGACAAGGGGGCGCUGACGCAACAGGGCAGCGGGCCUCUCCCACCACGACGUUUUUUUCCUCCCCGCUGCAGAAGGUUUGCGAGGCCACAGGAUUCUGUAAACAAGCGACCCGCAGCACAACGUUGGUACGCUCCAAGUACUUCACACAAGGGCGUUGGAAGGUGGAGGAUUGGGAAAGUGACGAGAGCGAGGACACCCCCACCAUGACAACACAGACCACCGCCACCUUUGACAGCUCCAUGACUACGGCAGCUGCCGGAAACGACGGGGAGGUGAGUGAAGGCUCCCAGUGGUGCAUGUCGUCACUUCGUUUUGUGGUAAAAGACGCGAUGGGAGCCACCCCGCAGUCUGUCUCCCAACCGUCGACAAAUCUGACGCAGGAGGAUGGGCUUGUGACGCAGCAGCAGCAGCAGCAAGCUAGUUUCAGCCUGCCUGAGGCACCAGACGCAUUACUAUCGCCUAUUAUUCCACCCUCUGUGCCGAAGCCUCCACACGGGGCAAUAACGGCAUCGGACCAUAAAGAGAGCCAAUGUCGACACGGGGGAAGUGGGUGCCCGUUUGGUUACCCGCAGUGCGGACGCCGGCACUCCAUCUUCGAGCUCUGCUUCCAGGGAAAGCAUUGGGCAAAAAAUCCCACCCCGCUUGCCAACGAAGGGGUGAAGAAUACUAGUGAUGGUGAGAGUAGCCAUAGCUGCGGUGGUGAAUUGUCCUGUUCUUCCUUACGGACAGGCACCGGUGAGAAGCGGCAACGGGGGACGGCGAUGCCACUUUCAUUUCGCCCCGUUUUUAGACAACCGGCGUCCACCAGCGGGACGUCGACUGCCAGCGCAUCACAUGCGGAGAAAAUGUCCUCCGCCGCUAAGCGGAGGCUGCUGUCGCCCACAGACCAGGCGGUGCAGCUGAUGCAGCGACUGAAUCCUAGAAGCAACAUGGCCCCUACGGUGUCCUCCAAGGCGGAAGACACCGGUCGUGGUAACGAAGCGGCCACGAAGCUGUUUGAAGAGCUGACAUUUGCACGGCGAUGA
This is a messenger RNA of Trypanosoma rangeli, 2235 nucleotides long. RefSeq names its product putative exonuclease. Bases 1 to 2235 code for a protein of 744 amino acids. The record is from RefSeq and is a predicted model, not a curated record. Gene Ontology annotation, molecular function: 5'-flap endonuclease activity; metal ion binding. NCBI's taxonomy places the organism in Eukaryota, Euglenozoa, Kinetoplastea, Trypanosomatida, Trypanosomatidae. The transcript has a single exon.